Molecule: messenger RNA, 802 nt
Organism: Anthonomus grandis grandis
Lineage: Eukaryota; Metazoa; Arthropoda; Insecta; Coleoptera; Curculionidae
Exons: 3
Coding region: 41-664 (207 amino acids)
Source: RefSeq, a predicted model, not a curated record
GUUGGUUCAAAUUAUCAGCAUCUAUACUGGCGCUAAAAAAAUGAUUUUUCCAUUGAGAAGGUAUUGGGGGGACAUCGCUUUAUAUUUUGGAAUUAUUGUUCCUUGUCUCACUAGUGCAAAAGUGCUUAACGGUGAUCUAAUUGAUAAUGAAAAAUUCUUCAGACAAUCACAUUUCACAUUACCCUUGUACAAAGCAACCCUAAUUAAUAACGAAGUAAAAUUCAUGGAUGGUCCUAUUGAACUAGAUAAUGCUGUGGAAGGAAUGUAUUUUAUAAUAACCUCAGACAAUUAUGAAGAUUACGCUAUACGUCUGCAAACGAACACCACAUCUAGUGACAAGAUGAUACUGGAAUUGAAAUGUAAUCUUCCAUCUAGAAGGGAAUUCGACGUAAUCAUUCUAGAAGCUUUGAAUGAAGAUCUCGUUCCAGUUUCCAGAACGGCAGUGCUUCUGUUUAAUCCCGGAUUACAAUUCGAUCUUUUUAAAAUGACAUUUCGAGUGGACGAUCAGGAAUACAUCAUAUUGAAUUUUUAUUAUUUCAAGUGGUUCUUAGGGAUUUUAACGGUGACCGGAUUUUUGAUACUAUUUAUAGAGUUGCAUGAAAUUAUGAGAAAUUUAAGGAUAGCAAGACAAAAUCUAAAAUACCAAGAAUUAGAGAAUAUAUGACGCGUGGUGGAUAAAAAACAAGGAAAAUCUAAAAUAUAAACAACCUAUAUUUUAAAAUUUUCAAGAAGCUUUUAAAAAGCUUUCCAAAAAGAAUAUUGUUAACAAAAUAUAUAUUUAUUUAUUCCACAUUUAAUACAA